Messenger RNA from Eublepharis macularius, 1723 nucleotides. Its product is annotated as aldo-keto reductase family 1 member B1-like. Gene Ontology annotation, molecular function: aldose reductase (NADPH) activity. The record is from RefSeq and is a predicted model, not a curated record. The transcript has 10 exons. Gene Ontology annotation, cellular component: cytosol. Bases 88 to 1038 code for a protein of 316 amino acids. Lineage: Eukaryota; Metazoa; Chordata; Lepidosauria; Squamata; Eublepharidae.
GCCGGGGGAGGGGGGUUCGUUGGCGGCCGCUCCGACUGGUGCGGGAUUGCGCGGUCUAGCGGUGCUGCCCAUCGGACGUGGGGCGCCAUGGCCAAGUACGUGGAGUUGUGCACCAAGGCCAAGAUGCCCAUCCUGGGACUGGGCACCUGGAAGUCUCCACCAGGGAAAGUAGCGGACGCAGUGAAGAAGGGCAUCGAUGUGGGAUAUCGCCACUUUGACUGCGCCUACGUGUACCAGAAUGAAGACGAGGUUGGCAAUGGAAUCCAAGAGAAAAUCAAGGCAGGAGUAGUGAAGCGUGAGGACUUGUUUGUUGUCAGCAAGCUUUGGUGCACAUUCCAUGAGAAACACCUGGUGAAGGGUGCAUGCAAGGCAACCCUGACAGCCCUGAAAUUGGAUUACCUGGACCUUUACCUUAUUCACUGGCCUGUGGGAUUCAAGGCUGGUGACAAUCUGUUUCCUGCUGAUGAAAAAGGCAUGACUAUACCCAGCAACACCAACAUUCUAGACACCUGGGAGGCCAUGGAGGAGCUGGUGGACGCUGGGUUAGUGAAAGCCAUCGGCGUUUCCAAUUUCAAUCAUGAACAGAUUGAGAGAAUCUUGAACAAGCCUGGAUUAAAGUACAAACCAGCAAAUAACCAGAUUGAGUGCCACCCUUAUCUCACCCAAGAAAAGCUGAUCAAUUACUGCCAGUCCAAAGGGAUUUCCGUCACAGCGUACAGCCCCCUCGGCUCUCCUGACAGGCCGUGGGCCAAGCCAGAGGACCCAAACCUCCUGGAUGAUCCCAAAAUCAAAGAGAUUGCUGCUAAGCACAAUAAAACUGCAGCUCAGGUCCUGAUCAGAUUUCAUAUUCAAAGAAACGUAAUUGUGAUUCCGAAAUCUGUCACCCCAGGGCGUAUUGAAGAAAACUUUAAGGUGUUUGACUUUGAGUUGUCCAAGCAGGAGAUGGAAACCAUUCUUGGCUUUAACAGGAACUGGAGAGCAUGUGCCCUGAGCUCGUGUAUCAAUCUCAAAGAAUAUCCUUUCAAAGCUGAAUAUUAAAGCCCCAUUCUGCAAGUCACAGACAACGGGAUGUCCACCUGAACCCUCUUGUAUUGUUCGUCUGUUCUCUUUUCACCGCAUCUGGAAACCUCUGCUUUUCCAGCAUAGGUUCAGUAUGUUUUGAGUAACAAUGGGGGAGUGUGAAUUGUAUUGUCCUCCUCAUUAAACACAAACAUCUUUCCCAGAAUUCACAGCUGGACUGCUACAGAGGUGAACAGUAACUUUUUAAGCUUUUUGUCAUCACUACUUUUGAUUCAGCCUAAAAAAGAGGCUCGUUUCUAAAAAAAGAGGCAUGCUUCAUGUCUCGUAGAAAUCAAAGUUCAGUGCUUUUGCGUUAAAAUUACUGGAUGGCAUGCUACCGCUUUUCUGCUAAUAGAAGAGGGAUGAUCUUCUCCAGUUCUCUUCCUCGCUGCUGCUAUCCAACCCAGAAAGCUUUUUGUUCAUAAACAUCCUCCCCCGGGGAGGAUGUGUAUUUUUAUACAUCACAGGAAGAAUGAUGGAAAAGUUCCUCAUCCGUCAGCAGAGUGGUUGCAGGAUAUAACUCGGUGUUUCUAGACUCUCCUCUGUGUUCAGAUUGGGAAUUUUUGUAGUUGUGUUAUUUUGUGCUCAAUUGGCUCAUGGUUUGCUCUCCCCAAGGAUUUUGAAAUGUAUGACAGUAUUGCUUCUAAUAAAAUCUCUCUAGUUA